AGGAAAACCAGCUGAUGAAUCCAUUUCGAUUUUGAACGUGACUAACCUGCCUCAGGAAAGACUGACGGUGUGCUGCUUGGGCUUCUGACUCCACCAAGAUGUGCUUUCCUCAUUCUCCUUUUUGAUGCAGUUGUUAGCCAUUCUGUUUCUUUUUGCUGCCUGGGAGAGCAAAGUGAACCUUUUCGUGUCCAGUCUGUUUCAUUAGUUAAUCCUCAUCAAACACGACAGCUUUUAAUCUUUAGUUUACAUAGCAGGAAAUGACUGCGUCGAGCACCUGCAAACACACAUGACGAGGAGAUGGUUCCAAAAUGUGAGCAACAUAGCCUCCACUGAAAUCCUUCCCUUAUGUCCUCGGUUUGUUACAAGUACAGGAAAUAAAAAAAAGUUUCAUGCUGGUAUUACAACAGAGGCUAAAACUGGUAUAUUCCCCAUGCAAGUUUCAUGUUAACGGUUUGGUCAUCCUUCCCCUCGAAGACUUUUGGCUUGGUAACUGGAGUCCAUGCAUCUGGGGAAACAGUGUUCUCAUCUCGGUAUCCUCGGCCAUAGUGGCCGUUAGCAGGCGUGCUGGGGAGGCCUGCGCAACUUCCCGCUGGACCUUCCUGGAUGCAGCAUCUCAAAGCAGGACCCGCUGUUGCACCUGCAUGGCCUGGCAGCUGGCUAGGUCAGCCCCACUGCGGAGUGGUUUUGCCAGAGUGAAAGGCAUGAGGGGAGCAGUUUUAUUGGCGCACGAGUUCUCCCCUCUUCCCUUGCAGCUGAAAAACUGCUUUGCCAGUGGGAAGGCUGAGGAGCAUUGUGUGAACCACCCGGCUCACCCGCCAGCCCCGGAGGGAUGCUCCUGGAGCACGGGAGAGCUCAACACCAUCCCUCCCAACUGGAAAAGAGGGACCCUUUCUGCCCACGUCUGCAGGAACUCAAGGCUGGGCUCCCUAGGCAGAAGAUCCCGCAGUUAUGGGGGACAGCCGUCCCGACUGGCGGGACGUGGGGGUACCCUUGGGCAGGAUGCACAAGGCUGGAGACAGGCAGGUACCCAACGACGCAGCCCUCCCAGCCCUGAUUUCACUCAAGAUGCUACAGUAGCCCCGCUUGGGGCAUCGACCACCUCCCCAGGAAACCUGUUCCAGUGUUUGACCACCCUCUCGGUAAAGAAAUGCUUCCUCAUGUCCAGUCUGAACCUCCCCUGGCGCAGCUUUGAACCGUUCCCUCGCAUCCUAUCACUGGAUCCCAGAGAGAAGAGCUCAGCACCUCCGUCUCCACGUCCCCUCCUCAGGAAGCUGCAGAGAGCCACGAGGUCAAGUCCUUCUCUCAGCCUCCUUCUCUCCAAACUAGACAAGCCCAAAGUCCCCAGCCACUCCUCAGAGGACAUGCCUUCCAGCCCUGUCACCAGCUCUGUCGCCUUCUUCUGGACGCAUCCAGGGACCUUCAUGUCCUUCUGAAAUGGUGGGGCCCAGAACUGCACACACCGGCUGGCUGUGCUGUGUUUGAUGCCCCCCAGGACGGGGUUUGCCCUCCGGGCCUGCCAGGGCACACGGCCGACUCGUACUGAGCCUGCUCUCGGCCAGCCCCCCCAAAUUCCUUUCUGCAGGGCUGCUCGCCCGCUGCUCCUCUCCCCAUUUAUGCUUGUGCCCGGCGUUACUCCGUCCCAGGUGCAGAAUCUGGCACUUCAGCUUGUUAAAUUUCAUCCCAUUAAUCAUCGCCCAAUGCUCCAACCUAUCUAGAUCCCUCUGCAAGGCAUCUUGUCCCUUCAGAGAGUCAACCGCACCUCCCAGCUGGGUAUUGUCAGCAAAUUUGUUAAUGGUGCAUUCAACUCCUGCAUCCAGAUUGUUGAUAAAUAUAUUGAAUAGAAUUGAGCCUCGAGGAACACCGCUGGUGACCAGUCACCUGCCAGAUGUAGCCCCAUUCACCACAACACUUCGAGCUCAGCCCUUCAGCCAGUUCUUCACCCUGUGACCCUAAACCCGCUCAUCCCACAGUUGGACAUGGGCAUUAGAAGUUCACCAUUACUCCUUCCAUGGAAAGAACACAAAAACGCAUCAUGACCAGCUGCAACUUAUGCACUAUUUAUGCACAUUAUCACCCAGGUACUGUAUUUGCUGGGAACAAAGUAAAAUUCCUCUAUAUUUCUGUGGGAAAAGUCUUUUAACUAUAGCUUUAAUGGAGCAAAAGAUGAACUCAUGUACCUGUGCUCACUCGCACAUUAUACAAGUCGCACGUGACUACGAGGCCAUGUGAUUUAAUAAACUACGUUGAAGGAAAGGGGAUUUCCUCGAUGGUGGCAGCUCUGCUGGGGUGUCCAUGGCGGUCGUUGCCCAGUGUCGCAGUGAGGGCUGGUUCAAGAUCAGCCCUGAACAUCUUCGCGGCUCUACUCGCCCGGUCCCGGGGACGUGCCGGUCCUCUCCCCAAACGCG
This is a messenger RNA of Harpia harpyja (harpy eagle), 2405 nucleotides long. RefSeq lists its product as uncharacterized. The coding region runs from base 390 to 1433 and encodes 347 amino acids. The record is from RefSeq and is a predicted model, not a curated record. NCBI's taxonomy places the organism in Eukaryota, Metazoa, Chordata, Aves, Accipitriformes, Accipitridae. The transcript is spliced from 9 exons.